AUGUCUCGGGUCCCAAGGAUAAAGGUAGUGGCACUUGCAUGCGAAACUCCUCUGGAUGUGGAGGAAAUGAAGGCUCGUGGCAAGUCCCCUCAAAACGGGAGGGAAGCAGCUGGGGUGAAUUUCCCAUCCAGGCUAGUGCCGUUGGCAGCUUUUCUCCCGGACCUGCUGGUAUAUAAUGAUGAUUGCUCUGAUCAACGGACACUGCCCUCCAUAGAGACCUUCAACGGGGUCUUGCUUUGUGCAGAGAUUACAGGAUUCACUGCUCUCCAUGAAAAGCUAUGGAGGAUUAGUGGGACACAAUGGCUACAAUGCAGUGAUACAUUCAAUCAUUUCAUAAGACAUCUGUUGCAGAGUGUGCUUCUUUAUGGAGGUGACAUCUUGAACUUUACAGGGGAUGUGUUACUGGUGCUCUGGAAAGCAAGCCGAAGCCAACUGAGUAACAUCAUCACGCUAGUAGCAGAAUACAGUUUGAGUUUGCAGCGGUGGUUUGAAUACACCUGCAGCAGAGUGGGCUUGGAGCUCCAGCUGAAGAUUGGGCUGUCUGCAGGUCACAUUUCUCAGCUAAUUGUUGGGGAUGAGAAGCGUCAGUAUUCGCUGGUGACUGGCCAGCAGGUAGACGAUGCAUGGCUUGCGCAAAGCCUAGCAGAGACUGGGGAGGUGAUUCUCUCACCAAACUGCUGGGAGCUGUGUAAACAGGAUAUUUUAGAAGCAAAAAAGAUCCCAGGCCAAAAAGCUGUGAAGUCCUGAUGAGAAAUGCCUCGAUACUGUCUUCCAAUUAUGAGCAUGAAAAGGCCUUACGGAGGUUUGUGGUGGGAAAUAUUCUGGAAAAGAUUGAUAACAAUCAGCCACUGAAGUUUUUCUCUGAGCUUCGGCCAUUAACCAUUGUUUUUGUCAAACUGCAAUUUUAUGAGAGC
Alligator sinensis (Chinese alligator) is the source of this 914-nucleotide messenger RNA. Its product is annotated as adenylate cyclase type 10-like. Gene Ontology annotation, molecular function: adenylate cyclase activity. Gene Ontology annotation, biological process: intracellular signal transduction; cyclic nucleotide biosynthetic process. The record is from RefSeq and is a predicted model, not a curated record. The coding region runs from base 1 to 747 and encodes 248 amino acids. Lineage: Eukaryota; Metazoa; Chordata; Crocodylia; Alligatoridae. The transcript is spliced from 7 exons. Gene Ontology annotation, cellular component: cytoplasm.